AUGAUGGAGCUCCUCAGCCUUGAUGAUUUUAAGGAUACAAAGAUUGAUCCCAAUUGGGGUCCUUUUGAUUACUUGCUGCACGUACUCCAUGUUGACCAACAGAAAUUGCAGAAAAGCCAGAAUGCACCCCCACCACCUCCAACCCUUUGCAAACAAGACCAUACGGGUUUCAAGCUGAGGUCCAAGUUCAACAACAGCGUUGGACUGAAAAGGAAACGCAAUCUCAAAGCAGUAGAAAAGGAAGACGAUGGCGAUCAGGUAGCACCAAAACUGAAGCCGAAGAGAAUCAAGAAGCAAGAGAAAUCCGUUUGCCCAAUCCCACCACCAGACUUGCCUCCCCUAUUCAGACAACUCAUAGUUGAAGAGAUGGGUGGUAGGGGUUUGGUUCUGGUCAUACAAAAGACCAUCUUUUUCUCCGACAUAAACCCUACUGCCAGUCGUUUCUCCAUACCCUUCUCGCAAGUCAAAACUCAUGACUUUCUCAACGAGGCAGAGGCUAAAGAGUUAGAUGACAAAAACUCCAUGCAGGUGUGGUUGUUAGACCCAUCCAUGAGGGAAACAAGCAUUACAUUGAACAAGUGGGUUAUGGGAUCAAGUUCGCUCUAUGUCCUCACUAACACGUGGAACCCUGUUGUGAAGAACAACCAACUCAAGAAAGGCGACAUGGUGCAGCUCUGGUCUUUUCGGGUGAAUUCCCUGCUGUGCUUCGCACUCGUAAAGCUCUAG
This is a messenger RNA of Gossypium arboreum, 726 nucleotides long. Its product is annotated as B3 domain-containing protein At1g05920-like. The record is from RefSeq and is a predicted model, not a curated record. Gene Ontology annotation, molecular function: DNA binding. The transcript has a single exon. NCBI's taxonomy places the organism in Eukaryota, Viridiplantae, Streptophyta, Magnoliopsida, Malvales, Malvaceae. Bases 1 to 726 code for a protein of 241 amino acids.